Brassica napus (rape) is the source of this 1728-nucleotide messenger RNA. Its product is annotated as F-box/kelch-repeat protein At4g38940-like. The coding region runs from base 75 to 1118 and encodes 347 amino acids. The record is from RefSeq and is a predicted model, not a curated record. NCBI's taxonomy places the organism in Eukaryota, Viridiplantae, Streptophyta, Magnoliopsida, Brassicales, Brassicaceae. Gene Ontology annotation, molecular function: protein binding. The transcript has a single exon.
UUGUAAAUCAGAUCUGAGCCAAAAACUAGGGUUUUUGGCAUUUUCGCACUGAUAUUGGUGCCGAUAGUUGAUCCAUGAGUACACCACUUCCCGAAGACGUUAUCAUUGACAUCUUAGCGCGUGUACCAAGAUGCAACUAUCCAAGACUCUCCCUCGUUUCCAAGCACUUCGGAUCACUUAUUGCAUCGCCUAAGCUCUACGCUGUACGAUCAUUGUUAAGAUGCACGGAACACUGCCUCUAUGUUGUCCUCCACAACAGAGAAACUGGCGGAGAUCAUCGUUGGUAUAUUCUCCGACAAAAAACCAAAGACAAUCCCCGCUUGGUCCUUAUCCCUUCGCUUCCCGUUGCGCAACUCGAUGCAAGCUAUGUCGCAAUGGGCUCGAAGAUAUACGUGUUUGAUAAGAGUAAGACUAAAGAUGACAGUGUGACUACGAAUGUGUUGAGCAUCGACUGUAGAUCUCACACGGUUCAACAUCUCCCGAGCAUUGAUGUGCACGUGUAUACUACACUCGCUGACAUCAUCAAUGGGAAAAUCUACGUACUUGGGUAUCAGUAUCGUAAUACUAACUCGAAGAAGGUGAUGGUGGUGUUGAAUACAGAAACACAAACGUGGGAGCCUGUGAUGACACUGCCAGAGACGAUGGCGUAUUACACGUGGCCUUCUAGCUGUGUGAUGAUGGAUGGUAAGAUGUAUUUGAGGUGUUCUAAUAAAACCUUUCUUUAUGACCCAAAGGAAAAUAGAUGGGAAACGGACGAGAAGCUGGAUUUCUGGAUCAAUCCGUGCGUCGUUGCUGAUGUUAUGUACUGCUAUUAUUAUGAUGGGAACGUGUUAAUAAUGUAUGAUCCAAAGCAAAGGCGCUGGGGAAAGGUGAGAGGUCUGGAAGAAUUUUUGGCUGAGACGAAAUCAUGCUCAACAUUUUCAUGGACGGGCAUAGUGGGUUACGGUGGAAAGCUAGCUUUGUUUUUUCCUAAAGGAGUGACAAGAGAGAUCUGGUGUGCGGAGAUUUCACUGGAAAGACAAGAAGGAGAAGGGACUUGGGGUAAAGUUGAGUGGUGUCAUCAGGUUAUGGUUGCUGGAAAUUUUGACGUUAACAAAUGUGUUGCUGUUAUGGUUUGAUUCAUCAACUCUCAUGCUUGGAUAUUUUAUUAGUCAAAAAUGCUACAUUUGGUUCUUUGUUUGAGUUUUUGUUUUGAAUAUUCGUUUUAUGUAAUUGAUUCAGGAGAUUUUUUUUUAUUAUUCUUGUUUUAUGGUUUCUGAAAUCUUAUUUCAUUGCUAUCCUGGAGAAAGUAUUUAGUAAUUUUGACUCUUGCUGUUUAGUAGUAGGAUCAGGCUAACUGAGGAAAAAUCUACUUGGCAAGGUGUGUUAAUGUUUGUGAUAGUAUCCAAAAUGAGCAAGACGGUCCAAUGCUUAAAGGAAGCAGGAAGCUGGUUAUUUGUUAAAGGUCAAUCUCUAGGACUACUGUAUCUGAUAAAGUAGAUCAGACAAAACCAAGUGUUAGAUAACUGAAAGAAAAAAAAGUAAAAAUAUAACAAGGAUGACAAGUUAGUUUAGAGGUCAUGAGCAUUUUUACAUAAGUCUUUUUCUAGGAAGAGACCCUUGCGAAGAGUGGUCGGCUUAGACUCGUUCUUCGUACAAGUCCAUGUCGUGUAACAAAGAUGCCACACCACGGAAUAGUUCUUGAAUAUUGAAAGCAUUAAUUGGAGACCUUUGCUGAGUUUGAUGAUC